Periophthalmus magnuspinnatus is the source of this 1253-nucleotide messenger RNA. RefSeq lists its product as uncharacterized. The coding region runs from base 248 to 1066 and encodes 272 amino acids. NCBI's taxonomy places the organism in Eukaryota, Metazoa, Chordata, Actinopteri, Gobiiformes, Gobiidae. The transcript is spliced from 6 exons. The record is from RefSeq and is a predicted model, not a curated record.
ACUGAGAGCUGCAAGAGGGACAGGGGAGAGGUUGCAAAGAGGAAGAGCCAAAACACUGUAGCUUUAGUGCGCUUUGGUGUCAUCAGAAAAGUGACAACUCCAGUUAAAAGUGCAACAAGGCAAUGGAAAGUGUUUUGAAGAUUAGGUUUUAUUUAGGGCCGUAAAGUAAAAAAAAAAUUGCUGAAGAAACAGAGGGGAGUGAAGGUGAGGGAGUGUGGACGGACUGGGGCUUUGUGAAGCAGGUGCCAUGGAUGUGCUGUGUUUCCUGAGCUGGAGGGUGGCCUCACUGCUCCUGCUGAUACCUUGCACCUGUAACUCUUUAAAUGUGCGAAUCUUGAACGAGGGGCCAGUGCACGUGAUCCCUGGCUCCAACCUGCUCCUCCGUGCCCACAUCGAGUCUUCCACCCAGGACAAGGUCUCUAUGGUCACAUGGGAACGAGAGACCGAGACUGGCCCCACACCCAACAGGCGCGUACUGGCCACAUGCCCAGGCAGCAGCCAAAGUCCGUGCGCUGGGACCUUGCCAAAUGUGCUAGCUAACAUGGGAAAAGAGGAAAGCACGCUCCAGAUCAGUGGAUACCAGCCAGCUGAUGGAGGGGACUACAUUGUGACUGUAACACACCAGAACGGAAACAAGACCAGCGCGCGGUGCAUUGUCAGAGAGUAUGAGGCAGUGCACCAUGUGUCUGUGAGCAUAAACGUGUCCCACUCAGUGCUGGUGUGUGGGGAGGCCUGGGGGACAGAGCCUCACUUCAGUUGGCUGUACAACAGGAGGGCCUUGACCCAGACCGUGGGGCAGGUGUCCCCGGACGGCACCAGGUUGUACAUUACCCAGAGACCCAUCUGUGGAUGCUUCACCUGCAUGGUCCAAAACAAGCUGGGAUACGCCACUGCCACCUACACUGCAGGUAACUGUGAUCCAGAGGACCACAGUGGGACCAUAGCAGCUGUAGUGUGUGUGCUCCUGCUGUUCAUCUGUGGAGGACUGUUGGGUCUGCUCUUAUGGCGGAGACAUCAGCGAAACAGCAUCACCAGGGAGAGGCUGCACGAGCACAUGGACGGCUGAACAAAGUGUUUUAAAGAGAUUUCAGAUUACUGUGAGUUCAUUUUAAAAGCAAUUUAAAUCCUUGAGCAUGAAUAGAGCCCGUGACAAAUGAUUUCUCUUCUUACAAUCUGCUUUUGCCUUCUUAAAAAGCAGUCAUAGCUAAGUAUUACAAAAUGCAGAUUAACAUACACUACCAGUCAAAAGCUUG